Molecule: messenger RNA, 519 nt
Organism: Eufriesea mexicana
Lineage: Eukaryota; Metazoa; Arthropoda; Insecta; Hymenoptera; Apidae
Exons: 5
Coding region: 1-519 (172 amino acids)
Source: RefSeq, a predicted model, not a curated record
AUGUCUAAUACGGAACACGAAUUAACAUCAAAAUCUGUUGUCAAAAAGCACGGUAACAAACGAAAACCUUAUUGGUGCGCACCUAGGAGAGUAAAAAGUACAACUAUUGUAGCAAAUGCCGAUGAUUCGUUAGUACAGAACAAAAAAUCAAAGAAAAGCCAUCGUAAGAAGAAACGAAAAAAUAUAAAAAGUCUGAGACGCAUCGAUAUUUUAGCGCAACCUAAAUCUGUGAAAUAUAAAUUGGAACACAAUACUCACUCUUCUAAUGUAAACGAAUCUACUAAAAAGUACAGCACUGCGAAGAGAUCAAUUUCGACGAACCAAAAACCUACGAUUUGCCCACGUAAAAGUUUACAAAUAAAAAAAUUUAACAAAGCACAUGAAUUGCCAAAAAAUUUUAGAAUGAGUUCAACAUUGAAGGAUUAUUCGCCAAUCGUGCUGCCCAAGAAAAUAGGUGUCCGAUUGUUUUCUUUAGUAAAAAAAAAACUCAAAGAAUUAACGAAUUCAAAAGACAUGUAA